Molecule: messenger RNA, 894 nt
Organism: Daldinia caldariorum
Lineage: Eukaryota; Fungi; Ascomycota; Sordariomycetes; Xylariales; Hypoxylaceae
Product: chitin synthase III catalytic subunit
Exons: 6
Coding region: 1-894 (297 amino acids)
Biological process (GO): protein folding
Cellular component (GO): endoplasmic reticulum membrane
Source: RefSeq, a predicted model, not a curated record
AUGGGGUCGACGAAUUUCGGUAAUUUCGACGCGUUCUGCCGCGAUUCGACUUUACCUGUCUGCAACGUUCUCUCGGAGAGUCAUACUCAACGAGGCGGAUGGGGUGGUUGCGAACUACGAGGCAUCCCUCUUUCUGGCGAUGACCGUUACUUGGGAAAUCUAGGGUCGAUAUUACUUUGCGGCAUCGCCAUUGUCGUGUCAAUAUGGCUAUUGUUACGCUCGGAAAGAAAGAAGGCUGCAGUUGGCCGGAGGGAGAUGCAAUUGUUCCUAAUCGGUUUCAUCAUAAUCGAGAUAUGUGAAAUAUUCACUGUCGGGGAGUUUCCUCUCAAUGCGACAGUAAGGAUUGCCUUCACUGGAAUCCAUAUCGGAAUGAUUAUUGCGACGACAUGGAUUCUACUACUCAAUGCUAUUGUAGGAUAUCAAAUCCUUGAUGAUGGCACGCCACUUUCCAUAGGACUCAUGCUCCUCUCUGGUGCUGUCCUUUUUGUCGGUACCGGUUAUAUCACUCUCGAUACGGGAUAUCACUGGACAAGCAAAUUUAUUACCAGGGCCGACGAUCAUUAUCGAAAUAUCGCGCUUUACGUGCUUUACCAGCUUGCGCCGCUCGUUUUUCUUGUUGCCUUCUACGUUUUGGAAGCUAUCCUCGUCCUCAGAAUCCUGGGUGAGAUCCGACCCAUGCUUUACCUCACAGGCGCUGCCGUUUUGUUUGCCAUAGGCCAGAUCUUCAACUACGUUAUCAGCCCGUACAUCUGUAACGGUACCAGUGGCAAGAUUGACGGGGCGUUAUUUCAGACGCUCUUCACGUUACUCGCGGUCGUGAUGGUAUGGGCAUUCUGGUCGAGCAUUACCGAAGACGACUGGCCGAUUGCCAGCCAGCCUACAGGCUAUCCUUAA